This is a messenger RNA of Columba livia (rock pigeon), 11084 nucleotides long. RefSeq names its product mucin 6, oligomeric mucus/gel-forming (gene MUC6). Lineage: Eukaryota; Metazoa; Chordata; Aves; Columbiformes; Columbidae. The transcript has 44 exons. Bases 1289 to 10618 code for a protein of 3109 amino acids. Gene Ontology annotation, molecular function: protein binding. The record is from RefSeq and is a predicted model, not a curated record. Gene Ontology annotation, cellular component: extracellular matrix.
GCUAAAAUUACACUAAAUGAUGGUCACUGUCUCUCCUGUGCUUCUUCACACCACUCAGAAGGGAUAACUCUGAGAACAUGGUGAGGAGCCAGUUUGCAAACAAAGGAAUCAUGCCAGAGAAGGACAAAACAAUAGGAAACCAGGAAAGUAAUGAAUUACAUGAAAUAAUUAUUGCAUAGGUGAAAUAGGAAAGGCUGAAGAGAUUCAUAUGGAGAGGUAAUUCAUACCUUUUCUAUUUUAUGGGGAAAGUUGUCUUCUAAUUAGAUUAUUUUUUCCUGAAGUAAUUACUAUGCUAGUGAAAAUUGUCAGGAUCAAGCAAGUAUAUUUCUUAUUUAUUGUGUCAGUUCAGUGGGGCAGUGACACAGUGAACACAACCAGUGCAGUCAGUGUUUCAUCUCUGGUAUGGAGAGAUCCAAGUGUUAUAACAGAACUGGAAUUGAUUUUUGGGGAUGUUGGUGGGAAGGUGGAGAUGAACUCAUCAGAGUUGCUGAAGUACCACAGUGCAAUAGCCUUUCCCAUUUUGUAACACAGAUUGCCCUCUACCCCUGGCAGUGCUAAGGUCAUAGGCAGAAGCUCAAUUGUUACCCCGCAAAUUCAGGAAAGCAGUUGUAUUAUGCCUGUGCUUGUACCAUGGACAGCCUUUUUUACUGAGGUAAAGUUUAUCAUUUUGCUUAAAAAGUCACACAAACGAGAGAUGAACGCAGUCACUCAGGAGAGCAAAUAAAAGUUAAUGAAAGAAGAAUUAAUAAAAAAAUCUGAGAUUUAUAUAUCUCUUCAUUCAUUCCUUGCCAGCUGGUAUCCACACAUUCUUUCCAGAACUUCCAAAGCUCCUGCACUUCAUUCUUCCACUUUGUGUACUGGUCCAAUAUUAUUCCUCUGCUUAUCAGAUAGUAAUCAUAAUUUGUGUAUUAUUUGUCUUUUUGAAUAUUGCUUCUGGGUAUAAUACCAAAUUUGUUCAGUAAAUGAAGUUAAAUGUGUUUGAGCUGUCAGAAAUAGAAGCCAUUAUAAAAGCCUCGUAAGAAUGAUAAUGAACUGGAGGAGGUUUAUGAUUUCUCUUUUCUUUCUAAAUGACAUUUAGGUGUGUUAAACUUGAUAAAGAGGAGAUCCUGUUUGGCGGGUGCUCUGCUGUUGCAAUUUCUGAAAGCCAUGGGAAUAAGGGAGGGCAUUGCAAUUCUAUAUAUAAAGCAUCCAAGCUUGAAGAGGUGAGCUUACAAAGUGGCAGCAGAGGCGCUGCCCAUUUGGAACAAAAGAGAAUACUAAAAAAACUUCUCCAGUUAGGGCAUGCAUCAUGUUUCCAACAGUAAUAGUGCUCAUCUUCUGCAGUUUUCUGCAAUCUGCUGCUUUUGAAGGAAAUUAUUGGCCUCACUUUUUUCUCCAAAAACAGAAAGAAUCUCUUCAAAGAAUUUUGAGCAAGGAUUCCUGUUCUACCUGGGGUGGAGGGCAUUUUUCAACCUUUGAUAAAUACCAAUACGACUUCACUGGGACCUGCAACUAUAUCUUUGCAACUGUUUGUGAUGAAACCAGCCCAGACUUCAAUAUUCAGUUACGACGUGGCCUGGACAAAAAAAUCGCAAGGAUCAUUAUUGAGCUGGGACCUUCUGUGGUCAUUGUUGAGAAAGGCAGCAUUUCUGUCAGGAGUGUUGGUGUCAUUAAAUUGCCUUACACCAGCAAUGGAAUUCAAAUAGCACCCUAUGGACGCAAUGUCCGUCUGGUGGCCAAGAUGAUGGAGAUGGAGCUAGUUGUCAUGUGGAACAAUGAUGACUAUCUCAUGGUUUUGACUGAAAAAAAAUAUAUGGGAAAAACCUGUGGAAUGUGUGGAAAUUAUGAUGGUUAUGAAUUGAAUGAAUUUGUGAGUGAAGGUAAACUGCUGGAUACAUACAAAUUUGCUGCAUUACAAAAAAUGGAUGAUCCAUCAGAGAUCUGCCUGUCUGAGGAGAUAUCAAUUUCCACUAUUCCUCAUAAAAAAUACGCUGUGAUCUGCUCUCAGCUGCUUAACUUGGUGUCACCAACAUGCAGUGUGCCAAAGGAUGGGUUUGUCGUUCGUUGCCAGCUUGAUAUGCAGGACUGCAGUGAGCCAGGCCAAAACAAUUGCACUUGCUCUACACUGUCAGAGUAUUCAAGGCAAUGUGCUAUGUCACAUCAAAUGGUGUUUAACUGGAGAACUGAAAACUUCUGCUCUGUGGGAAAAUGUUCUGCUAACCAAAUCUAUGAGGAAUGUGGUUCUCCAUGUAUUAAAACCUGUUCCAACCCAGAGUACAGCUGUUCCAGCCACUGUACCUAUGGUUGCUUUUGUCCAGAAGGAGCUGUUCUUGAUGACAUCUCAAAGAAUCGAACAUGUGUUCAUAUUAACCAAUGUCCAUGUACACUGAACGGGAAAACAUAUGCUCCUGGUGAGACAAUGAAAGCAGCAUGUAGGAUCUGUAAAUGUACGAUGGGUCAAUGGAACUGCAAAGACUUGCCCUGCCCUGGAAGGUGUUCGCUGGAAGGAGGCUCCUUUGUUACCACAUUUGAUUCUAGAUCAUACAGGUUCCAUGGGGUUUGCACUUAUGUUCUUAUGAAGAGUUCCAGCCUGCCACACAAUGGAACCCUAAUGGCUGUAUAUGAAAAGUCUGGUUAUUCUCAUUCUGAGACAUCACUUAGUGCUGUAAUUUACCUGUCUUCAAAAGACAAAAUUGUGAUUUCUCAGAAUGAACUGCUUACUGAUGAUGAUGAACUUAAGCGACUACCUUACAGAUCAGGAGACAUCACUAUUUUCAGACAGUCCUCAAUGUACAUUCAAAUGCAUACAACCUUCGGGCUGGAACUUGUAGUUCAAACCUCACCUGUGUUCCAAGCCUAUGUGAAAGUUGGAUCACAAUUCAAAGGCAGAACCCUAGGUUUGUGUGGCAAUUACAAUGGAGACACUACAGAUGACUUCAUGACUAGCAUGGAUAUCACUGAAGGGACAGCCUCCCUGUUUGUAGAUUCCUGGAGGGCAGGAAAUUGCCAUCCUGCUUUAGAGAGAGAUACUGACCCUUGUGCUUUGAGUCAACUCAACAAAAUAUCUGCUGAGACUCAUUGUUCCAUUCUUACUAAGAAGGGUACAGUGUUCGAGAAAUGCCAUGCUGUGGUUAACCCUAUUUCUUUCUACAAGAGAUGUGUCUACCAAGCCUGUAAUUAUGAAGAGACCUUUCCUUAUAUUUGUUCUGCUCUGGGAUCAUAUGCACGAACAUGCAGUUCAAUGGGUUUAAUCCUUGAACACUGGAGAAACAGUGUGGACAAUUGUACCAUUACUUGUACUGGCAACCAAACAUUCAGCUACAACACUCAGGCAUGUGACAGAACAUGCUUGUCACUCUCCAACCGGGCCCUGGAAUGUCAUCCAACUGACAUCCCUAUUGAAGGCUGCCAUUGUCCUAUAGGAAUGUACUUGAACCACAAGAAUGAGUGUGUACAUAAAUCUCAUUGUCCAUGCUAUUUAGAAGACAGAAAGUACAUCUUGCCUGACCAGUCAAUAAUAACUGGUGGGAUUACCUGCUACUGCGUUAAUGGGAGGCUAAGUUGCACAGGCAAACCUCAAAAUCCUGCAGAAAGCUGCAAAGCUCCUAAGAAAUUUGUGUCAUGUUCUGACAGUUUAGAAAACAAAUACGGAGCUGCCUGUGCCCCUACCUGUCAGAUGCUGGCUACUGGAAUUGAAUGUAUACCUACUAAGUGUGAAUCAGGCUGCAUCUGUGCUGAUGGGCUAUAUGAAAAUCUCGAUGGCAGGUGUGUUCCAGCUGAGGACUGUCCAUGUGAAUAUGGUGGUCUUGCAUAUGGAAAAGGUGAACAGAUCCAAACUGAGUGCGAGAUCUGCACAUGCACAAAAGGCAAAUGGAAAUGUGCUCAGAAAUCAAAGUGUUCCUCAACCUGUAAUCUGUAUGGAGAAGGCCACAUCACCACUUUUGAUGGACAACGUUUUGUGUUUGAUGGCAACUGUGAAUACAUAUUAGCUAUGGAUGGUUGCAGUGUUAAUAGACCUGUUUCCUCUUUCAAAAUUGUUACCGAGAAUGUCAUCUGUGGGAAAACAGGGGUUACGUGCUCCAGAUCCAUCAGCAUUUACUUUGGGAAUUUGACAUUAAUACUGCGAGAUGAAACCUUCACUGUUUCUGGAGAAAACCCUGGAGUACGAUAUAAUGUGAAAAAGAAUGCUCUUCACCUGAUGUUUGAUAUCAUUAUCCCAGGAAAAUACAACAUGACCCUUAUCUGGAAUAAACACAUGAACUUCUUCAUCAAGAUCUCCAGAGAAACACAGGAAACUAUAUGUGGUUUGUGUGGGAACUAUAAUGGCAACAUGAAAGAUGAUUUUGAAACUCGAAGCAAGUAUGUGGCAUCAAAUGAACUGGAAUUUGUCAAUUCUUGGAAAGAGAAUCCUCUCUGCGGAGAUGUAUACUUUGUAGUGGACCCCUGUAGCAAGAACCCUUAUCGUAAAGCAUGGGCAGAAAAGACGUGUUCCAUCAUCAACAGCCAAGUCUUUUCUGCCUGUCACAAUAAGGUGAAUCGUAUGCCCUAUUAUGAGGCCUGCGUUCGAGACUCUUGCGGUUGUGAUAUUGGAGGGGACUGCGAAUGCAUGUGCGAUGCCAUUGCAGUAUAUGCCAUGGCAUGCUUAGAUAAAGGUAUCUGCAUUGACUGGAGGACCCCUGAGUUCUGUCCUGUCUAUUGUGAAUAUUACAAUUCUCAUCAGAAAACAGGAAGUGGUAAUGCUUACUCCUAUGGCUACAACAAUGGCAACUGCACCUGGCAUUACAGGCCUUGUAAUUGUCCAAAUCAAAACUACAAAUAUGUCAACAUUGAAGGCUGUUACAACUGCUCUCAUGAUGAAUACUUCGACUAUGAGAAGGAAAGAUGCAUGCCAUGUGGAGAGGAAAGUACUAGUGCCACACCUGAAGUAUCUUUGCCUUCAACAGGAAUAACUGUGCAGCCUGAAGUAAUAAGAAGCUCUACCACAAGUACCCUACCAACAGUACCUAGUAGUUCUUCUUCUGCAACUGCUGUAUCAACUAAGACUACAAAUCCAACAAUAACUUCAAAAAUCACAGUUCCACGAAUUUCAUCAGCAUCACCUCCUGUCACAAUAAAGUCAACAACUGAGAGUGAGGCAAGCCAAGCAACCACCCUGCACCACCAUGUCCCAGUAGUUGUCACUCAGAGAAGACCAACAAAGCCACCUCUUGUGCAACAUCUCAUCACACAGAAAACCACACCUGCUAUGUCUGCCAGCAGCACCACUGUCCCAAGAGAGGCCAGCCCCACCAGCAGCCCAGAAGUCCCACUGACAAUGAUAUCUCCAAGCCUCAGCUCUUUAUUUACCACCUCCACCUCAUCUGCUUCUAUCCCCUCCUCAGCUGUGUCCUCAACACGGUUGAGACCAUCACACCCUGCCUUCACCCACAAAAAGAUAACCAUGCCACACAUUGUGCUGCCACUGACAACACAGAAGACCACUGCCAGUGCAUCCACAAGUAUCACCUCCAAGACCUCUGUCUCCCAAGAAGCCAGACCUGCCACCAGUACAGAAGUCAUGCUGACAAGGAUAUCAACAAGUCCCAGCUCUCCACCUGCCCCCAGCACCCUGCUAAGCACCUGGUUGCCAUCGACUGCCAUGUCCACAGUCUCCUCCACCACAGAACCAACCAUCAGCCCCAAGCCUACAGCAUCCACAACUUCCACAGUUAAAACCAGCCCACUGCCUUCGCCUGCAUCUUCCCCCUUAUCAACUGUGUCCUCUACAUGGCUGAGCUCCUCACACCCCGCCUUCAUCCACAAAAAGACAACUGUGCCACACAUUUUGCCACCGCUGACCACGCAAAAGACCACUGCCAGUGCAUUCACAAGCAGCACCUCCAGGACCUCUGUCUCCAGAGAGAUCAGCCCUGCCACUGGCACAGAAGUCACACUGAAAAGAACAUCUCCAAGUCCCAGCUCUCUGCCUGCUCCCAGAACCUCACUAAGCACCCAGUUGCCAUCAGCUGCGACUUUCACAGUGUCCUCCUCCCCCUCAGCACCAACCACCAGCCCCAAGCCUACACCUACAACCCUGAAGCACAGGCCCUCUUCCACAACAACGAGUGCACCAAAAGAAUCCCCUGCACCAGAGUCAUCCACACCCUCCACAGCCAAAACCAGCCCACUGCCUUCGCCUGCAUCUUCCCCCUCCUCAACUGUGUCCUCUACGUGGCUGAGCUCCUCACACCCUGCACUCAUCCAUGAAAAGACAAGCAUGCCAUACAUUGUGCCACCACUGACUACGGAAAAGACGACUGCCACCAGCUACACCAGCAUCACCUCAAAGACCUCUGUCUCCCGAGAGGCCAAACCUGCCACCAGCACAGAAGUCAUGCUGACUAGCAUGUCUCCAAGUCCCAGCUCGUCGCCUGCCCCCAGCAGCCCCCUCAGCACCCACUGGCCAUCGGCUACCACUUCCACAGUCUUCUCCACCUCACCACCAACCACCAGCCCCAAGUCUACGCCUACGACACUGAAGCACAGGCCCUCUUCCACAACAACGAGUGCUCCAAAAGAAUCCCCUGCACCAGAGUCAUCCACACCCUCCACAGCCAAAACCAGCCCACUGCCUUCACCUGCAUCUUCCCCCUCCUCAACCGUGUCCUCUACAUGGUUGAGCUCCUCACACCCUGCAGCCUUCACCCACAAAAAGACAACCGUGUCACACGUUGUGCCACCGCUGAUCACACUUAAGACGACUGCCACCACCUCCACCAUCAGCACCUCCAGGACCUCUGUCUCCAGAGAAAUCAGCCCUGCCACCAGCACAGAAGUCACGCUGACUAGCAUGUCUCCAAGUCCCAGCUCUCCACCUGCCAUCAGCACCCUGCUAAGCACCCAGUCACCGUCAACUUCCACUUCCACAGUCUUCUCCACCUCGGCACCAACCACCAGCCCCAAGCCUACACCUACAACCCUGAAGCACAGGCCCUCUCCAACAACAACGAGUGCUCCAAAAGAAUCCCCUGCACCAGAGUCAUCCACACCCUCCACAGCCAAAACCAGCCCACUGCCUUCGCCUGCAUCUUCCCCCUCCUCAACUGUGUCCUCUACGUGGCUGAGCUCCUCACACCUUGCAGCCUUCACCCACAAAAAGACAUCCAUGCCACAUGUUGUGCCACCACUGACCACACAUAAGACGACUGCCAGCACCCCCACCAUCAGCACCUCCAGGACCUCUGUCUCCAGAGAGAUCAGCCCUGCCACCAGCACAGAAGUCACGCUGACUAGCAUGUCUCCAAGUCCCAGCUCUCCACCUGCCAUCAGCACCCUGCUAAGCACCCAGUCACCAUCAACUUCCACUUCCCCAGUCUUCUCCACCUCGGCACCAACCACCAGCCCCAAGCCUACACCUACAACCCUGAAGCACAGGCCCUCUUCCACAACAACGAGUGCUCCAAAAGAAUCCCCUGCACCAGAGUCAUCCACACCCUCCACAGCCAAAACCAGCCCAUGGCCUUCGCCUGCAUCUUCCCCCUCCUCCACCGUGUCCUCUACAUGGUUGAGCUCCUCAUACUCUGUGUUCACCCACAAAAAGACAACCGUGCCACACAUUGUGCCACCGCUGAGCACACAAAAGACGACUGCCACCACCUCCACCAUCAGCACCUCCAGGACCUCUGUCUCCAGAGAAAUCAGCCCUGCCACCAGCACAGAAGUCACGCUGACUAGCAUGUCUCCAAGUCCCAGCUCUCCAUCUGCCAUCAGCACCCUGCUAAGCACCCAGUCACCGUCAACUUCCACUUCCCCAGUCUUCUCCACCUCGGCACCAACCACCAGCCCCAAGCCUACACCUACAACCCUGAAGCACAGGCCCUCUUCCACAACAACGAGUGCUCCAAAAGAAUCCCCUGCACCAGAGUCAUCCACACCCUCCACAGCCAAAACCAGCCCAUGGCCUUCGCCUGCAUCUUCCCCCUCCUCAACCGUGUCCUCUACAUGGUUGAGCUCCUCAUACUCUGUGUUCACCCACAAAAAGACAACCGUGCCACACGUUGUGCCACCGCUGAGCACACAAAAGACGACUGCCACCACCUCCACCACCAGCACCUCCAGGACCUCUGUCUCCAGAGAGAUCAGCCCUGCCACCAGCACAGAAGUCACGCUGACUAGCAUGUCUCCAAGUCCCAGCUCUCCAUCUGCCAUCAGCACCCUGCUAAGCACCCAGUCACCGUCAACUUCCACUUCCCCAGUCUUCUCCACCUCGGCACCAACCACCAGCCCCAAGCCUACACCUACAACCCUGAAGCACAGGCCCUCUUCCACAACAACGAGUGCUCCAAAAGAAUCCCCUGCACCAGAGUCAUCCACACCCUCCACAGCCAAAACCAGCCCACUGCCUUCGCCUGCAUCUUCCCCCUCCUCAACCGUGUCCUCUACAUGGUUGAGCUCCUCAUACUCUGCAGUGUUCACCCACAAAAAGACAACCGUGCCACACGUUGUGCCACCGCUGAGCACACAAAAGACGACUGCCACCACCUCCACCAUCAGCACCUCCAGGACCUCUGUCUCCAGAGAAAUCAGCCCUGCCACCAGCACAGAAGUCACGCUGACUAGCAUGUCUCCAAGUCCCAGCUCUCCACCUGCCAUCAGCACCCUGCUAAGCACCCAGUCACCGUCAACUUCCACUUCCACAGUCUUCUCCACCUCGGCACCAACCACCAGCCCCAAGCCUACACCUACAACCCUGAAGCACAGGCCCUCUUCCACAACAACGAGUGCUCCAAAAGAAUCCCCUGCACCAGAGUCAUCCACACCCUCCACAGCCAAAACCAGCCCACUGCCUUCGCCUGCAUCUUCCCCCUCCUCAACUGUGUCCUCUACGUGGCUGAGCUCCUCACACCUUGCAGCCUUCACCCACAAAAAGACAUCCAUGCCACAUGUUGUGCCACCACUGACCACACAUAAGACGACUGCCAGCACCCCCACCAUCAGCACCUCCAGGACCUCUGUCUCCAGAGAAAUCAGCCCUGCCACCAGCACAGAAGUCACGCUGACUAGCAUGUCUCCAAGUCCCAGCUCUCCACCUGCCGUCAGCACCCUGCUAAGCACCCAGUCACCGUCAACUUCCACUUCCCCAGUCUUCUCCACCUCGGCACCAACCACCAGCCCCAAGCCUACACCUACAACCCUGAAGCACAGGCCCUCUUCCACAGCAACGAGUGCUCCAAAAGAAUCCCCUGCACCAGAGUCAUCCACACCCUCCACAGCCAAAACCAGCCCACUGCCUUCGCCUGCAUCUUCCCCCUCCUCAACCGUGUCCUCUACAUGGCCAAGCUCCUCACACCCAGUCUUUGCCCACAAAAAGACAACCGUGCCACACGUUGUUGCACCGCUGACCACACAGAAGACAACUGCCACCACCUCCACCACCAGCAUUUCCAAGACCUAUGUCUCCAAAGAGCCCAGCCCUGCCACCAGCACAGAAGUCACACCGACAAGGAUGUCUCCAAUUCCCAGCUCUCCACCUGCCACCAGCACCCCGCUAAGCACUUACCCAGUCUUCUCCACCUCAGUACCAACAACCAGGCCCAAGCCUACACCUACUACCCUAAAGCACAGGCCCUCUUCCACUACAAUGAGUGCUCCAAAAGAAUCCCCUGCACCAGAAUCAUCAACAACCUCCACAGCCAAAACCAGCCCACUGCCUUCGCCUGCAUCUUCCCCCUCCUCAACUGUGUCCUCUACAUGGCCAAGCUCCUCAAACCCCGCCUUCACCCACAAAAAGACAACCGUGCCACAUGUUGUGCCACCACUGACCAUGCAGAAGAUGACAGCUGCCACCUCUGCCAGCAGCACCUCCAAGACCUCUGUCUCCAAAGAGAUGAGACCCACUAGCAGCACAGAAGUCACACUGACAAGGACAUCUUCAAGUCCCAGCUCUCCACCUGCCCCCAGAAGCUCACUCAGCACCCAGCUGCCAUCAGCUGCCACUUCCACCAUCUCCUCCACCUCAGCUCCAACCACCAGCCCAAUGUCUACACUUACAUCCCUCACUACUUCCACAUUUAGGUCUGCUGAGAGUGCUACAUAUUUUUCCUCCCAAAAUACCACAUUUACUCCCUAUGGCAAGACUACUUCAUCAGUAAUUCCUACCAGUAUCUCUGCCAAAUCCACUCCAGUUUUGAUCCCUUCUGUUUUAUCUACAACAAUUACUUUUGCUCCCAGCGUUAUUACUACUGCUUCUACAGAGGCCUUUAAAAGGACUUCUUUGCGAACAACAACACUAACUACUACCCGCACUACAUCAUCUCCUCCUUUUACCUCUAAACUUUCAACAUCCUUGUCUUCUGUUGUACCAUUAACAGUGCCACAAGAACAUUGUAGAGAACUCAAAUAUGAAGAAAAAAUAACUUACAAAGGCUGUUCUACAAAUGUCACUUUAAGCAAAUGUGAAGGAUCAUGUCCAUCUUCAACAAAGUUGAACAUUGAGAAGAUGAUGGUCGACACAGCAUGUGGCUGCUGCAGGCCACGUCAGCUUCUUAAGCAGGAAUUCCAACUACCAUGCAAAGACCCAGAUAAUCCUGGAAAAAGGCUCAUUACAGAAAUAAUUGUAUUUAGGGGCUGUGUUUGUAACUUUGAUAGCUGCAUACACUAGCCAGACCCCCAGAUGGCCUCAGAUACCUUAUCUUUUUUUAAAUUAAAACACUGAUCGUAAUGUAAUACUUCCCACUGUGACUGCUCAUUGCUGGGAAUUCUCUUGUAUUGAUUAUACAGGAUAGCCUUGCAGCGAGGCUUCCUGAGCAGCCACCUGGAAUGUCAAUGAAGUUAACUCAUAAAUUAUUCCUAAUCAGGAGAGAGGUAAAAAGAGGGGAUGCUGGGGGGGAACCAAAACCAAACCAACAAAAAAAACCCAAAACAACAAAACCAAACCAAAUAAAACCCAAACACCCACCAAUGGAUGGGCUAAGAAUUGGGAGGGAAGAUCAUGUCAGAGACCAACUGGUCUUGCUUGGGGUGAUAUUUAACCAGAGGCUAAAAACUGGCCUAUACACUGUGCAAUAACAGAAAUUUUACUUUCAAAUAAAGUAGAAAGAAUUUAAUUGCUAACUUAUUUCUCAUUA